UGGCCCACGAAAAUAAUUAAUUUGACGUUUUCGAGUACUCAAGUCAGCUGAACAAUGCAUUUUAUUUAUUUUUCUUUGUAAAAAAAGGAAAUUAACUCAUCUUAAUAGAAUCGCUUCGCUGAUCAGUACUGAAAAUGUUAUGUUCUAUAUUUAAAUUGUGAUUAUUACCGUGAUUUGUGCUAAUACAGUGCUUGUAAACCUUUGUUAUUUUUUGUCAUAAAGAUUACUUGAGGAAUGUUUGGCAGACCUAGGUGUAGGGAAUGGACUCCGCUGGCCACCCAGCAGCUGCGAUUACGCAGCUUAAUACAGAUAGUGGGUUACAAUAUCCGACCACCUGAAUGGUGUACGUCUCCGUGCAGCUUCUAUCUGACACUGCAUCACACUACCAUGUCGGCACCGUUCUAUACCAGUGAGAGAAUUUGUUCUCCGCACCCAAAGUGGAAGGAGAUUGACUCAGAAUCGACGCAUCGUAUGUCGUCAACCAAUGUCGUUAUUCGUAUUUGGUGCCACAUAUUACACCCCAAUGACGAAAAUACGAAACUACCCCAAGAUACUGUUAUACAGACAUGGGGCGUUUACUUCAGUGGUCUCCGGUACAUAGGGGCAAAUCUAGCUUCCAAUUUCACCUCAGACUGUUUCAAAAGCAACACAUUAGUUCUACAAAUGCAUGGUGGCUACUUCUGCUCAUAUAAAAGUCUCAAACUAGACGUUAUGCCACCAGAAAAUGAGUUGGAUCCUGGUUCUUUAUCUUCAGAUUCCUCUGGUAGGACCAAUCUAUCCAAAAUCAAUUUAGAACCUAAACAUAUAUUGAAUCAUAAGUUAGGUAAAGAAUCGAGGUCCAUUUCUCCUAGUAAGUAUAGUAGGAAGUCGGAUAAGGAGUAUUCGAAAAGUCACAGUCCGGUCGAAAGGGGGUUUCAGCAGAACUUCCCAACUUUAAGGACGUCAGCUAGCUUAAACAUCGGUCAAAGUCAACGAGAUUACUUUAGGAGAAGAGAUGAAAGUUCGGAAUAUGGUAAAGGCGAUCCAAACGCCUCAAACCAUAUAUACGAACAUUCGCCCGAAAAUUUAGACGUUAAAGAAUACACAUCAAGCGUAAACUGUGAUAAUGUUUGUAAAAACACGACGAAAGAAGAUUUAUCUUGUAACGUAGACUUAAGUGAAACGGCAGAGAGUUAUGACUUGAGAAAUGAGGCGGAUGGAGUCCCUAAAUACAGGUAUAUGGCCCUUAACUUCCUAAAAUCGGAAAUAAGGCCGAGUUACAACGCGACGAAGCUGCAAAAAUUGCAUUUGCUUCAAUACUCUAUUAAGAAAAGGCAGGAGGCUGUGCAAGAAAUUAAGGAGAGGAUAUAUAAGAAGUCUGCAUUGACAAGUGAUGAUUGGCCGUCUCAGGACGAGGCUGGUGAUGUCAGGAUGAAGUUCAAGAGUAAAUCCCAGAGGAAUUUGUUCUCCCCUGAUGAUGGGGAUAGUUUAGAUAAAGAUAAAUCUUCGUCACAAACUGAUUUGAGUGUAAAGAAUGGAAGGGUAAAGGAAGACCGGCCUGUGGUGUCCAAUGGGCCGAGACUCACUCUAAAAUUGAAUGAUCUCUUAUCUUUUAAGUCAAAACCUUCGCCUUUUCAACGAGCAGAACACGUAAGGCUAACAAAACAAUUGGAAAUCUUGAGGUUCAAGCGAAUUAUAUUAUCAGAUGAAAGAGAUAGUAAACUUACAAAUAUAAGAAAACUGAAGGAAAGGCAUGCUAAACUGUUCGAAGAGAAUCAGGAUGUUGGUGAGUGCACAGAACUAAUGCAGAACUACCACUCGCUCUCCCGUCGAAAUGACAGCGUCAAGGAGACUCGACAGUCUUGCUCCGCCGUGCGAGAGCUAGCCGCCUCCUCACACCAUUCACUCUCCGCACAGAGGACUGAAUUGCUGAGGCAGUUGCAUCAGAUAUUCUAUAUAGAACAGAGGGACGCAACAACAUGGACUAUAAUCGGGGUACCUCUUCCCGUUUGUGGUGACGAGUCUCCCCGAGGCACGAACCCUAUCUCCGACUCCGUGGCUGCCGGCUUCGCGGCUCAAGCGACCUGCCUAGCCGCUUCGUUGUUACAUCAGCCCUUGAGAUAUAAGAUAACGCUACUGGGGUCGGCUAGCAAGAUCUUGGAUAUAACGCCUGAUUUGCCUGAUCCGAAUAUACCACUAUUCGCCCGAGGCGGCGACAUAACACUAUUUCGCUACGCAUUAUUUCUGCUCAACAAGUGUAUCGGCCAGCUGGUCGUCGGCCGAGGCUUGCCGCUGAGCGAUAUUAGACCGACACUAGCUAAUCUACAGAGGCUGCUUAAUAGUUCUGCUAAUAUGUCGGAUACCACAAAGUUGUUCGGCUCCUACCGAUGGCUGGUCGACAGUCAGUGUCCUCGAACGCAGUCACUGAGAAGUCUCGUCGCAUCAGAGCGCUGCAAGUAUCGACAGUUCAAUAGAUUUAAGGACGCCGUAGACGGCCAAUCCCCGCAGUCGGCUAUGAAUAAAAAGCACAGACAUUCUCGCAGUGUGGGGAGUUAUCAUGAUGAUCAGGAGCUCCCAACACUAGAAGACUCAACCACAUCGAUAAUGGGCAGCGAAUCCAACAUAUACAACAUGAAACUAACACAAGUCGACAACUCGGACUUGACCAAAAGCCUCAAGUCUCACAAUUCUGACUCAGAAAUACUCAGACUGAACGAAAACGAACAAAGUCAGACCAAAGUAGUGUUUACCUUAGGCGAUAAUUCAACUAUCGAUGUUAGCCAGCAACUUGUAAGAUUAUCGACAAACAACCAAGAUGAGUUCAUCACAUCACUAGUUGGAGAAAAUGUUAAAAAAAUAUGUACAGAAAUUACAGAUUUUUGCUCAGCUGACAAAAUACAUGAAGGUUUAGACAUUGCUAAGCAUUUAGAAUUAGAUUUAGCAAAAAGUGUUGAAGAUAUCGAUAUAGCGGAGUAUUUAGAGAAAAAAGCAAGUACGGAAGACUCGACCGUUUGUGAUGAAACUUGUGCGGAAGUAGUAGAUGUUAUUGUUAUACCGAGUGCCGAAGCUAUAUUGGAUACAGGGCAAACUAGUAUUUUAGAAGUCGAUACUACUCAAAAUGAUACAAAAUAGUCUGAAAGUUUUUUUCUGAUUGAAAAAAUUGUUUAUUUGAAAUUGAAUGGUACUAUUACCUCACUAUUUUGAUCUUAUCCUAAAGUGUUAAUCUUGGACUUUUAGUAUAUGAAAAGUCAUGUAAAAGCAAUUUAUAUUGAAAUACUAACUUCAAUAAAUACAUAGAUUUUUCUAUAUUUACUAAAAGGAUAAUAUCAAUAUAAUGAGCAUGGAAAUAUUGAAAGAAAUAAAAUCGAUAUUUGAAAAGCCAAAUUUAUGACAGAAUUCGUCCAAAAUCAAGAUUUUUGGGACAUUUUUGUUUUAUUAAAAAUAUAUGGUUGUCAAGUAUGUGAUAGAAUAUCCUAUGCAAAUGACAAUAUUAUAAUGAAUUGAAAAAUUAAUUCAAUUUUGACCAAUAUGGCGGCCAUGAUGUUAAGUAGGUUUUGUAUGAAAAAAUAUUUGUUAAAUACCUUAACUUAUUUUCACAUGGUUAGUUUUGCAAAAUUAUUUCAUUACAUCCCUACUAAUAUUAUAAAUGCGAAAGUUACUCUGUCAGUCUGUCUGUUACGCUUUCACGUCUAAACCACUGAACUGAAUUUAAUACAAUUUGGUACAGAGAUAGAGUUGACCUUGAGAAAGAACAUAGGAUAGUUUUUAUCCCAGACUUUGAAGAAUUCUCUUGGAAACGCGAUAUAAUCGAACUCUACGCGGGCGAAGCCGCGGGCGGAAGCUAGUGAAGCUAUAUAAUGUUUUUUUAAGACUUACCUAGAAAAAUAUUCUAAUAGAUUCAAGUCUAUUAGAAAAUAGUCUGAUUUGUAAUCAGCAUUAUUUAGUUCAAGACUCCUUCAAAACUCAAUUUAUUUUUCGUUAAAAACUGCAUGCUUUUCUUUUUUUCGGAAAACUGUUUUAAAAUAAGAAAUUCUCCAUGAAUGAUCCAUGAUCAAUUAUACUGCCAUUUACAACAAGCCCAGUGAUGUAUGCGUAAAAUAUCGAUGUCGAUAAAAUGUGUCGAUGUUUUGUAUCGUAAUUGAAAACUGGCUUUUAUUAUAGAUUAAUUUCCCUUAUUUGGUAUUUAUCUAUAGAUUAUUUUCUGUUUUGGGUAUGCACAGCUUUUAAGUAUCUAUAGAGCAGUGUGUUUCCCUUCAAAGUUUUAAUUUAAACUAGUUUAUGUACACACUCGCUUUUAAUAGUGAUGUCCAUUUGUAUCUUUCUUAUGUCGAUAAGUUACUGUAAGCCUGGCAUAAGUUUUAUGUUUGUUUCAGUCGAUAACAUAUAUCGAUAAAUUAAAUAUAGGUGAACGAUGAAAAACCAAAAGCAUGUUAGUCACAUUCACUUACAUUUGUAUUGUCUCUAUUUUAUUUCCUUACAUAAAUAUAUGGAAACCGGGAUAUACCUUAACCCUAGUUUACAGACUCUAGUGAUUAUUUAUAUAUUUUAAUACACCAGUCUUAUGAACUCGUUCAUAAAUAAAUACAAAAUCGGGACUGAAAAUCGGUUAUGUCACAAUUAAAUAUUCAUCGAUAAAAUUAUCGAUAUCGGUGCUAGACCGUGUCAAACACUAGAUGAUGAAUGAUCAUCAUUUGCCUAGCCUUUUCCCAACUAUGUCGGGGUCGGCUUCCAGUCUAACCGGAUGCAGCUGAGUACCAGUGUGCCACAAGGAGCGACUGUCCUAUCUGACCUCCUCAACCCAGUUACCCGGGCAACCUGAUACCCCUUGGUUAGACUGGUGUCAGACUUACUGGUAGAUGAUGAAUGAUUGAUGCAAUAAAAAUGUUAAUAAGAAUCAUUUUGUGUUCAUUGUUCAAUGAUGAAUCGAAAAAAAAUAAAGAAUAAUGGUUUGCCAGAAUCCAAAAGUAAAAAGACUUUAGAAAAAGUUUUUUUGCGGAUUCCAUAAUAUAUGUGACCCAUCUAUAUCUUGGACUUGGUUACGCCUUAACUUCAGUGAUGUAGAUAAAAAACUUUCAGCAAUAAUUUAUAAUCUAAGGUUACAGGAUAAUUCCUACUUAAAUAACAAUUACAUUUUUAUCCAGAUUUUGUUGAAAUUAAAAUCUGAAUUGAAGAUUAUUUCCCGCGGUUUCUCCUGCGACCCGUGUAAACUACUGCUAGUACCGGGAUAAAAUAUAGCCUAUGUUACUCGGGAAGAGUGUAGCUUUUCAACAGUGAAAGAUUUUUUACCAACAAAAAAUGUUUCCUCUUUAUUAUAUUAGUAUAGAUUUAAGAAAUUUAAUUUUAUGUUAGUUUCCUUUAUCCCGUGAACGCCACUGAAGUUAAGUUUUGUCGAAAUAACGAAAUAAUUCGUAUUUAGGUACAUCGUGCCUAUGUAAUGUCUUGUAAAAAUGUAUGUAAAUUGUAAAUAUAUAUUGGAUACUCUACUUGUACUGCGUCUUUCAUGAUCGGCUGUUGUUAUAAUUAAAUAUUUAUUUCAAGUCUCUA
Messenger RNA from Helicoverpa armigera (cotton bollworm), 5523 nucleotides. RefSeq lists its product as uncharacterized. The record is from RefSeq and is a predicted model, not a curated record. Gene Ontology annotation, molecular function: SNARE binding. Gene Ontology annotation, cellular component: endosome; lytic vacuole. The transcript has 10 exons. NCBI's taxonomy places the organism in Eukaryota, Metazoa, Arthropoda, Insecta, Lepidoptera, Noctuidae. The coding region runs from base 235 to 3111 and encodes 958 amino acids. Gene Ontology annotation, biological process: SNARE complex assembly.